CGUGGGGCCACCGCACCUCAGUCCACCUCGCGCGCCCUAGCUGCAAGCAUGACGGACGCGUUGCCGCCUGCGGCUCGCCAGCCGCUAGAGAAGGAAGGCGAAGACUACUUUCGGAAGGGAUGUAAUCCCCUUGCACAGACGGGCCGCAGCAAACUGCAGAAUCAAAGGGCUGCGUUGAAUCAGCAGAUCCUGAAAGCUGUGCGGAUGAGGACAGGAGCAGAAAACCUUCUGAAAGUAGCCACAAACCAGAAGGUGCGAGAGCAGGUGCGCCUGGAGUUGAGUUUCGUCAACUCUGACCUGCAGAUGCUGAAGGAGGAGCUGGAGGGGCUCAACAUCUCAGUGGGAGUGUACCAGAACACGGAGGAGGCAUUUACAAUUCCCUUGAUUCCUCUUGGCCUGAAGGAGACCAAAGAUGUUGACUUCUCAGUCGUCCUCAAGGAUUUUAUCCUGGAACAUUACAGUGAAGAUGGUUAUUUGUAUGAAGAUGAAAUUGCAGAUCUGAUGGAUCUGAGACAGGCUUGUCGGACACCCAGCCGGGAUGAGGCGGGGGUCGAGCUGCUGAUGGGCUACUUCAUCCAGCUGGGCUUUGUAGAGAGCCGUUUCUUCCCGCCCAGCUGCCACAUGGGGCUGUUGUUUACCUGGUAUGACUCCCUCACUGGGGUUCCGGUCAGCCAACAGAACCUGCUGCUAGAGAAGGCCAGCAUCCUGUUCAACAUCGGAGCCCUCUAUACCCAGAUCGGGACCCGGUGCAAUCGGCAGACUCAAGCUGGGCUGGAGAAUGCCGUGGACGCCUUCCGGAGAGCUGCAGGGGUUUUAAACUACCUGAAAGAGACAUUCACUCAUACUCCGAGUUACGACAUGAGUCCCGCCAUGCUCAGCGUGCUGGUCAGAAUGAUGCUUGCUCAGGCCCAAGAAAGUAUAUUUGAGAAAAUAAUCCUCCCCGGGAUCCGGAAUGAGUUCUUCGUGCUGGUGAAGGUGGCGCAGGAGGCUGCCAAGGUGGGAGAGGUCUACCGACAGCUGCACAUGGCCACGAGCCAGGAACCCGUUAAAGAGAACAUCCCCUACUCCUGGGCCAGCCUGGCUUGCGUGAAGGCCCACCACUACACAGCUCUGGCCCAUUACUUCACCGCCACCCUUCUCAUCGACCACCAGUUGAAGCGAGGUGCAGAUGAGGACCACCAGGAGCAGUGCCUAUCCCAGCUCUACGACCACAUGCCAGAGGGGCUAACGCCCCUGGCCACUCUGAAGAACGAUCAGCAGCGCCAGCAGCUAGGAAAGUGCCACCUGCACAGAGCGAUCACCUACCACGAGGAAUCGCUGAGGGAGGCCAGCCUGUGCAAGAAGCUGCGCGGCAUCCAGGUGCUGCAGGAGGUGCUGUCGGCCGCGCACCAGCGCACGCGACUCAAGUACACUGAGCACCAGGAGGACGAUGACCUUCUGAACCUGACUGAUGCGCCCAAUAUUGUCUCAAAAACUGAACAAGAGGCUGAAAUGAUACUGCCCCAGUUCUCCAAAGUGACAGUAACGGACUUCUUCCAGAAGCUGGGCCCCCUGUCGGUGUUUUCGGCUAACAAGAGGUGGACGCCUCCCCGAAGUGUCCACUUCACCGCGGAGGAAGGGGACCUGGGGUUCACCUUGCGGGGCAAUGCCCCUGUUCAGGUCCACUUUCUGGAUCCUUCCUGUUCUGCUUCGCUGGCAGGAGCCAAAGAAGGAGAUUAUAUUGUUUCCAUUCGAGCCGUGGAUUGUAAGUGGCUGACAGUGAGCGAGGUUAUGAAGUUGCUCAAGAGCUUCGGUGGGGAGGAGAUUGAGAUGAAGGUCGUGAGCCUCUUGGAUUCCACGUCCUCAAUGCAUAACAAGUGUGCCACGUACUCUGUGGGAAUGCAGAAGACGUACUCCAUGAUCUGCUUAGCCAUAGAUGACGAUGAUAAGACUGAUAAAACCAAGAAAAUCUCGAAAAAGCUUUCGUUUUUGAGUUGGGGCACCAAUAAGAACCGCCGGAAGUCCGCCAGCACCAUGUGCCUCCCGGCAGUGGGGGUGACAAGGCCUCACGUCAAGAAGAAGCUCCCCACUCCUUUCAGCCUGCUCGGCUCCGACAGCUCUCUGUACUGAGCGGGGAGCAGAGAUGGCCGCUUCAGGGUUCACCAGGCCUUAACGUUUGUGCCAUAAUGAGGAGCCUCUAGAUAUUUUCAAAUCCCAUUUUCUCACACGUAUGUGAUGUGCUUUUAUGAAAGUAACAAGAAACUUCUUGAAGUUGGGGGAAAACACACUUAUUUGAGGAGUGUCUUGAUUUUGCUGCAAGUUAUUUAUUCUAUAAAGUAUUGUACGUAGUAUUGAAAGAUGUCUGUUUUUAAUGGUUAGUGACCACUUUUAAGUACUCCGAGUUCAACUGUGGUUACCUAUGUUAGCACUGUUUGUUACCUGUUUAGGUUUGGGUAAUAACCUCUCCUUAACCUAGAAUUGGGAUGACCCUUGAGUUAGGGCAGACCAGAGGACCAUAAUGAUAGAAUGAGAUCUGUGUUCCUAAAAACUGUUCCUCAUGGAAUUCACAAACUUAAAAUAGGAUUUUGGCCAUUCUUUCUGCGUAAUAGGAAUGCUAUUUCCAAGUAAAGUCUAGUGCCAAAUUUGUCUUGAUUUUGUUUUUGUUGUUCUUUUUUUAAGUUUUGGCAGUGCUAAAAAAAAGGUACUACCAAAACAUGAAAAUGCAAAGGAGCAGCUUUUCCUCCAGUUGGAUGCCAUGUACAAGUUGCUAACACAGCGGCAGUGUUAGUUGGAGAUGCUGUCUACAGGGUAGAUAAUAUACUGUUUGAUACUCAAAACAUUUUCAUUUUGUUUAAAGUAGAAAGCACAUAACUAUUUUAAGAGUCUUGGGUAAAAAGGUAGCUUUACAUUUUGUACGGUGAAGAUGUAAAUGAUUCAAGUUUAAAGCUCUAUUUGAUUUCUCAAAAUGAACAUUCUUUCUUACCAGUUUGAUUUCUUUGGCUGUAAGUUGGAUGACACCAUGGCUCUGAUAAGAUUCGUGGUUGACAUAGAAAAAGUGACAUAGCUUUAAAAUAUAGCAUUGAAAUCUAAUUUUGAGAAAUUAACAAUAAUUUUAUAUUGUGUAAUGACACAGGAAGCAACCAGUUUUGGGAAACUAUCUACCGCUUACAGGGCCUCGUUUGUAUAAAUAUUUAAAUAAACACACUUGUCUGACUUUUUUUUUU
Molecule: messenger RNA, 3203 nt
Organism: Octodon degus (degu)
Lineage: Eukaryota; Metazoa; Chordata; Mammalia; Rodentia; Octodontidae
Gene: Rhpn2
Product: rhophilin Rho GTPase binding protein 2
Exons: 15
Coding region: 49-2109 (686 amino acids)
Biological process (GO): negative regulation of stress fiber assembly; signal transduction
Molecular function (GO): protein binding
Source: RefSeq, a predicted model, not a curated record